Messenger RNA from Eufriesea mexicana, 1458 nucleotides. Its product is annotated as lipase 3. The record is from RefSeq and is a predicted model, not a curated record. The coding region runs from base 229 to 1458 and encodes 409 amino acids. Gene Ontology annotation, molecular function: hydrolase activity, acting on ester bonds. The transcript is spliced from 6 exons. NCBI's taxonomy places the organism in Eukaryota, Metazoa, Arthropoda, Insecta, Hymenoptera, Apidae.
UUUUAAACGCGCAAAAUCACUUCGAUAUUUCUCGAUCUUUCGAUAUUUAUAGAAAACAUUUAAAUAACAUCUUUCAUAAAAUUUUAGUAUAUUGUUUAAUCAAUACUUGAAAGAAAUAAAAUCAUAAAUAAAAAGUAAUAAUAAGAAGUAUAAAGAAUAAUACUUGGUGAAAGUUAGAUAAUAUUUCUCCAUCAUAUAAACCAGUUUUUUUCAGCAGUUGCUCAUAUAAUGAGCGCAACAGCCAAUCAGGAUGAGACUCAUAUGACAACACCAGAAUUAAUUACAGCCCAUGGUUAUACAUCAGAAACACAUCACAUUUGGACGAAAGAUGGAUAUUGUUUAGAUGUGCAUCGCGUUCUACCUCCAAAACUGAAUCAAAAUCCUAAUUAUAAUGUGAGUGAGAAUAAUAUGCAAAUUUUAAAUGAAAAAGAAAAAAUGGAGUAUAAAAGUCAUGCAGUCACAUUAAGAAAAUCAAUACCAGUCCUCAUUUAUCAUGGACUUCUGUCGAGUUCAGCUGAUUGGGUAUUAUUGGGUCCAAAAAAAGCUUUAGCAUAUCUUUUAUGUGACAAUGAUUAUGAUGUUUGGUUAGGAAAUGCAAGAGGCAAUGCAUAUUCAAGAAAACAUAAACAAUAUACAACUAGAGACAAGGAAUUUUGGGAUUUUAGCUGGCAUGAAAUUGGUUAUUAUGAUUUACCAGCAACAAUAGACUAUAUUUUAGAGCAUACUGGACAUACAGAGCUCUAUUAUGUGGGUUAUAGUCAAGGCACAACUGCAUUUUACGUAAUGGCUAGUGAAAAAUCAGAAUACAAUCGAAAAAUCAAAGGAAUGAUCAGUUUAGCACCAAUAGCCUUUCUUUCAAAUCAAAGAAGUCCAUUACUUAAAUUCAUUGUUCAUUUUUAUAGAUUAAUGGAGUGGGGCUCCUCUUAUUGCAAUAUACAUCAGUGGUUCCCCCACAAUAGGUUACAAGCACGAGCCUUGGGUACAAUAAUUCGAAAUGCUCCAGGCAGUUUUACUAAAGGUUUUUGUGUAUGCUGGUUCUCACUAAUUGCUGGAUUUGGUAGUGAUCAGCUAGACAAAUCUAUGUUGCCAUUAAUUUUGGGACAUUUUCCAGCUGGUGCUUCUGCAAAACAAAUUAUUCAUUAUAGCCAGAUUAUAUUAUCAGGGUCCUUUCGUAAGUUCGAUUAUGGUACAACAGAAAAUUUAAACAUUUAUGGAUCAACACAACCACCAAAAUAUGAUCUUGAAAAAAUAAAAACAUCAGUUGUAAUAUUUUAUAGUGAGAAUGAUUUCCUUACUGAUCCUGCAGAUGUAAAAAAGCUUACUGAUAGUCUGCCAAAUGUUAUAGAGACAAGAAAGAUCGAAUAUUCAAAAUUCAAUCAUAUUGAUUAUUUAUGGGGUAGAGAUGUCAGAAAAUCUCUCUAUAGUACUGUUCUAACAGUUUUAAGUAAAUUCAGAUAA